AAUAAAAGUCAUAUUGUAGCUACAAUGAAACUGCUAUUUGAACAACUAUCCAGGGUGGUACACAACAGCAAAGAUAUAACAUGAACUGUUGUUAAUUCUUUUUCAACAGGAUACUGUGGUCUCCAGCAGAGGCCCUGAAAUGCCACCGAAGUCUCCUGAGUCGACUCAACAACCCCUUCCUCCAGAUGGAGGAUGGGGUUGGAUAGUCGUCUUUGCAUCCUUUAUCUCCAUUGGGUUUUCCUAUGCCUUCCCCAAGUCUGUCACAGUAUUCUUCAAAGAUAUUCAGGAAAUAUUUAAGGUCUCCCACAGUCAAAUCGCGUGGAUCUCAUCCAUCAUGCUGGCUGUCAUGUACGCAGGAGGUCCCAUCAGUAGUGUCUUGGUGAAUACGUAUGGCAGCCGGCCAGUGGUGAUGUGCGGAGGGUUAUUAUGCUGUAUUGGAAUGAUCUCAGCUUCUUUCAGCAACACUGUGACAGAACUUUACCUCACCGUUGGCUUCCUUACCGGUUUAGGACUAGCAUUCAACCUGCAACCAGCCUUAACAAUACUCGGACAGUACUUCUAUAGGAGAAGACCCUUGGCAAUUGGCUUAGCCAUGACUGGAAGUCCUGUUUUCUUAAGCACCCUGGCUCCUUUCAGUCAGUACCUGUAUAACCAAUAUGGCUGGAGGGGAAGCUUCUUAAUUUUGGGAGGCGUAUUUUUACACAGCUGUUUUGGUGGGUCCCUUAUGAGACCAGUUGUGAAAAAUCCACGUACUUUAACAUCUAAUAAAAGUAAGAUUGAUUCAGGACAUCCAAAUACGAAGAAUGCCAAUAAGUUAUCACUAGCAGACAGGAUUAAUAUGAUGUUAGAUUUUAGACUUUUUAAGCAUAGAGGAUUUAUAAUCUACCUGUCUGGAAGUAUCAUUAUGUUUAUAGGGUUUUUUGCCCCUGUUUUAUUCUUGACUCCAUAUGCUAAAAACAAAGGAGUGGAUGAUUAUUACUCAGCUUUAUUGCUGUCUGUGAUGGCUUUUGUUGAUAUGUUCUCUCGGCCUGUUGGAGGAUUAAUAGCAAACACCAAGUUAAUCCGUCCACGGAUCCAGUACUAUUUCAGCAUUUCAAUCAUCUUCACUGGCAUAUGCCAUCUCCUCUGCCCCCUGGCCGACACCUAUGCAGCUUUGGUGGUCUACGCUAUAUUUUUUGGCCUUGGAUUUGGAAGCACUUCCUCUGUCCUCUAUGAAAGUCUCAUGGACCACGUCGGACCUGCCAGGUUUUCCAGUGCUGUGGGACUUGUCACAAUCACAGAGUGUGGCCCAGUUCUUAUCGGCCCUCCUCUUGCUGGUAAAUUGGUCGAUGAGACCGGAGAGUACAAAUACAUGUAUGCAGCCUGCGGGACCAUCGUGGUCAUAUCGGGCAUUUGGCUAUUCAUUGGCAAUGCUAUAAACUACAGGCUUCUCGAGAAGGAAAAGAAGAGAGCGAAUGCAAGGAAGAGCAAGGCAUCUUUCCACACUUCCAAAGAAUCUGUGCCUUUGAACAAAUCCAAACAGGACAAUGUUGCCAUCAGAGGUUCCUCAGCACACAGUUCUCCUUCCAACAGAGAAAGAGAAAGUAACAUUUAACAUGAAUCUCACCUCCGAACCAGUGUUUAUGAAUUUACUUAUGAGUUUCUUUGUGUUUUUCAAAGUGUUGGAAAAGAUUUUCAGCUAAAACAAAAGAUCACAAAUAGUAACAAAACUGGUGUCUUCCUCAAUGAUAUAUUACAAAUUAACACUUUAAUACUUGUUUGCACAGUUAAAAUGUGAGAUUAUGCAAACAGCAAAUCCAUAAAUUGGCUUCUUUGCAUACCUGACUUCGGGUGCAGAGAUGAAAAAUAAGAUUAAAAAAAUCUUUCAUUGACAUUUAAUUUUUAACUGUAGAAUGAGACCUGCAUUCCAGACCCUUGGUUUACUUAAGCAUAAUUCAGCAUUAAUUCCAUAUAAUGACUCUUCAAAGUUCUUUUUUUGAUUUUAAGUUGUAAAGUAAAUUGAGGAAAAUCAUGUGUCUUUUCACACACAAGGAAACACAUAUAUAUCUGCACAAACACUGAGUAUCUGGAGAUCAUAAAGAAAUAAAUUAAUUUGAAAAAACGAAAAUAUUAUCA
This is a messenger RNA of Acomys russatus (golden spiny mouse), 2115 nucleotides long. It is a transcript of the gene Slc16a7, whose product is annotated as solute carrier family 16 member 7. Gene Ontology annotation, cellular component: membrane. Gene Ontology annotation, molecular function: monocarboxylic acid transmembrane transporter activity. NCBI's taxonomy places the organism in Eukaryota, Metazoa, Chordata, Mammalia, Rodentia, Muridae. Gene Ontology annotation, biological process: monocarboxylic acid transport; transmembrane transport. Bases 140 to 1594 code for a protein of 484 amino acids. The transcript has 4 exons. The record is from RefSeq and is a predicted model, not a curated record.